AUGUCAUCAGAAGUUCAGUCUGUUCAAUUUUUCACGCAAGCGCUUCAACAUGAGUGCACAGUGAAAUUGAAUGAUGGGAGUAAAUUUAUUGGGAAACUCUCAUUGAUCGAUGGGUCGAUGAAUAUAGUUCUUGAAAAUGCGGAAGAAACAGUUAAAGGUGUUAAGGUGAAUUCCUAUCCGCAGUGUUUCAUUCGGGGGAAUAACAAAGUAUGCUAUAUUUCAGUCAAUUGA
Messenger RNA from Entamoeba invadens IP1, 231 nucleotides. RefSeq names its product small nuclear ribonucleoprotein f, putative. Lineage: Eukaryota; Evosea; Mastigamoebida; Endamoebidae. The record is from RefSeq and is a predicted model, not a curated record. Gene Ontology annotation, biological process: mRNA splicing, via spliceosome. Gene Ontology annotation, molecular function: RNA binding. Bases 1 to 231 code for a protein of 76 amino acids. The transcript has 2 exons.